AUUACUAAAACGACUCAUCGUAUUCUCUUCCAAAUAUAUACUUAAAUCUUUUUCUUUUCUUCUAAUAAAUUUUAUUAUUAGUCCUUAUUUUACAAAACAAGUAGUAAGAUUUUAUAUAUCUCCACUAAAUUAUAAGUAGAUAAUUUAAGGUCCAAAAAUUAGCCAUUACUUAAUUGACAAAUACAAAAUCUACCCCAUUUUGCAGAGUUAAAUAAACAUUAUUUGGCGCACCAUCUCAUCAGUUGCAUUGACAAGCCUUCCAAUUUUGUGCACAUUUUGGUACUAUCAAUUUUUGUUCUUCAAUUUUCCAACCCUCCUCUAUCCCUUUCUUUUCCUGUAUAUAUUAUAGGUGUAUGUAUAGGUUUCUCGGAGGAAGAGAGGGUUAACAAUUUCAAGAUCGCAGAGAAAAUGGCAGCAACAAUCGUGGGUUCGAAGCAAGCGGAACAGCUAAAGCAAGAUGGGAAUAAUUACUUUCAGAAAAAUCGAUUUGGGGCUGCCAUUGAUGCUUAUACUGAGGCAAUUACUUUGAGCCCCAAUGUUCCAAUAUAUUGGACGAAUCGUGCUUUGUGUCAUCGGAGGCGGAAUGACUGGAGAAGAGUGGAGGAAGAUUGUAGGAAGGCUAUUCAGCUCGAUCAUAAUUCUGUAAAGGGCCACUAUUAUCUUGGUCUUGCAUUGCUACAAAAGCAACAGUAUGCUGAAGGUGUGAGAGAAUUGGAAAAGGCAUUAGACCUUGGAAGAGGUGCAAAUCCAGGAAGAUACAUUGUUGAAGAGAUCUGGGAAGAGCUUGCGAAAGCAAAAUACAAGGAGUGGGAGCAUGAAUCUACAAGUCGCUCCUGGGAGCUUCAGAACUUGAAAGAAUCCUGUGAGUUAGCUCUCAAGAGGAAACAGGUGCUUGAUAGUUCUCAGAUAGAAGGGCUCAAAGAUGAAAACUCAACAUUUCUUGCGAAGCAACUGGAAGGUGUAGGCAAGGUUUUCAUGAAAGCUGCCGAAGAUGAUACUCCAACAGAGGUUCCUGAUUACUUGUGUUGUAAAAUCACUCUUGAUAUUUUUCGUGACCCUGUUAUUACACCGAGUGGGUUUACAUAUGAGCGGGCUGUGAUCCUUGACCACUUGCAAAAGGUGGGCCAAUUUGAUCCAAUCACACGAGCACCACUUUUUCCGCUCCAGUUGGUGCCAAAUCUGGCCAUAAAAGAAGCUGUCCGGGCAUUUUUGGAUAAGCAUGGCUGGGCAUACAGGAUAGAGUAAAAUGUCCAAUGCAUGUCUGUUGUGGUGCUAAUGAAACCAAGAACAGAGCCAGAGAGGGUGUAAUUCAUGUUAGUCAUAGACUCAUAGUUGUACAGUAUAGUGCUUUUAGUAAUUGGCUUGUUGGUCUUUCAUUAAACUGUACAGCAAAUAAUCACCAGCUUUUUGUGAGAUGUUACUGUUGAUCAAAUGAAACUAUAGUUAUUUAUACAAUGUCUGCUUUUGUCUGAA
Capsicum annuum is the source of this 1473-nucleotide messenger RNA. Its product is annotated as E3 ubiquitin-protein ligase CHIP. Gene Ontology annotation, biological process: cellular response to misfolded protein; protein quality control for misfolded or incompletely synthesized proteins; positive regulation of proteolysis. The record is from RefSeq and is a predicted model, not a curated record. Gene Ontology annotation, molecular function: protein-folding chaperone binding; ubiquitin protein ligase activity. Gene Ontology annotation, cellular component: cytoplasm. The transcript is spliced from 8 exons. NCBI's taxonomy places the organism in Eukaryota, Viridiplantae, Streptophyta, Magnoliopsida, Solanales, Solanaceae. Bases 409 to 1245 code for a protein of 278 amino acids.